CCCGUGUGGCGGUGGCGCCGGGCUGCGGCUUUCCCCUCUGUCGCGCUGUGUCGGGGCGGGGGCGCGGCCGCCUCUUCCCCCAGGCGCUGGACUGAGAAAAAUCAGCAUGGAUAAAAAUGAGCUGGUGCAAAAGGCCAAACUGGCUGAGCAGGCUGAGAGAUAUGAUGACAUGGCAGGCUGCAUGAAGUCUGUGACUGAGCAAGGAGCUGAGUUGUCCAACGAGGAGAGGAAUCUUCUCUCUGUUGCUUACAAAAAUGUCGUAGGAGCCCGUAGGUCAUCUUGGAGAGUCGUCUCGAGUAUUGAACAAAAGACAGAAGGUGCUGAGAAAAAACAGCAGAUGGCCCGAGAAUACAGAGAGAAAAUUGAGACAGAGCUAAGAGACAUCUGCAAUGAUGUGCUGUCUCUGUUGGAAAAGUUCUUGAUCCCUAACGCUUCUCAAGCAGAAAGUAAAGUUUUCUAUUUGAAAAUGAAAGGAGACUACUACCGUUACUUGGCUGAGGUUGCUGCUGGGGAUGACAAGAAAGGGAUAGUGGAGCAGUCACAACAGGCCUAUCAAGAAGCUUUUGAAAUCAGUAAAAAGGAGAUGCAGCCAACACAUCCAAUCAGAUUAGGUCUGGCUCUGAACUUCUCUGUGUUUUACUAUGAGAUUCUGAAUUCCCCGGAGAAAGCCUGUUCCCUUGCAAAGACUGCUUUUGAUGAAGCCAUCGCUGAACUUGAUACGUUAAGCGAAGAGUCAUACAAAGACAGCACGCUAAUAAUGCAGUUACUGAGAGACAACUUGACAUUGUGGACAUCGGAUACCCAAGGAGAUGAAGCUGAAGCAGGAGAAGGAGGGGAGAAUUAACCAGCCUUCCAACUUUCGUCUGCCUCAUUCUAAAAUUUACACAGUAGACCAUUUGUCAUUCAUGCUGUCCCACAAAUAGUUUUUGUUUACGAUUUAUGACAGGUUUAUGUUACUUCUAUUUGGAUUUCUAUAUUUCCCAUGUGGUUUUAUGUUUAAUAUUAGGGGAAUAGAGCCAGUUAACAUUUGGGGAAUUUAUCUGUUUUCAUCUGAGGUGGCCAAUAUAGGGUUGUGAAAUUUUUAUACAAGUUUUACAUGUUUGGCAUAGUACUUUUGGUACACUGUGGCUUCCCACAAGGUGGCCAGGGUUAAACAACUUCCUAUGUUGAACAAAGAAAACUGCUUGCGUAUUGGUCUGUCAUGAUGGGGAAAAAAGGGAUAAUCAGUUGCAGCCACAGGUGUAGUUAGUGUGAGUACUUCAAAGCUGAAGCAUACCAUGGCUGUGGGGGAACAGAUGUCCCAUGGAUAUUGCAUGUCAAGCAUGUGAAAUCCUAUGGAAUAUAUAAUCAAGUGUACAUCUUUGAUUGCAGCUGAAAAGUGUUCCUUAAGGUAGUUUUGAUCACCCAGUCAACUUUCUCUAGAGAAGGGCAGAAACGGUUCACAUUCCAUUAUUUGUAAAGUUACCUGCUGUUGCUUUCAUUAUUUUUGCUACACAUUUUAUUUGUAUUUAAAUGGUUUAGGCAACCUAAGAACAAAUGUACAAGUAAAGAUGCAGUAAAAAUGAAAUGCUUGAUAUCCAUUACUACACUGUAUAUUGAGCACAGCAGUAAAACAAAAACCCAUGUAUUUAACUUUUUUAGGUUUUUUGCUUUUGUGAUUUUUUUGAUACUUGCCUAACAUGCAUGUGCUGUAAAAAUAGUUAACAGGGAAAUAACUUGAGAUGAUGGCUAGCUUUGUUUAAUGUCUUAUGAAAUUUUCAUGAACAAUCCAAGCAUAACUGUUAAGAACAUGUGUAUUAAGUUGAUGUAAGUGGAAUAAAAGUUUUAUGAAUGGACUUUUCAA
This is a messenger RNA of Chelonoidis abingdonii (Abingdon island giant tortoise), 1843 nucleotides long. It is a transcript of the gene YWHAZ, whose product is annotated as tyrosine 3-monooxygenase/tryptophan 5-monooxygenase activation protein zeta. The record is from RefSeq and is a predicted model, not a curated record. NCBI's taxonomy places the organism in Eukaryota, Metazoa, Chordata, Testudines, Testudinidae.